Drosophila serrata is the source of this 6790-nucleotide messenger RNA. Its product is annotated as protein qui-1. The record is from RefSeq and is a predicted model, not a curated record. Gene Ontology annotation, molecular function: protein binding. Lineage: Eukaryota; Metazoa; Arthropoda; Insecta; Diptera; Drosophilidae.
AGCGUCUGGUGCUCGCAGCGGUGAAAACGCAGGUGGCACCCGGAAAACACAGCCCAUCGAGAAGGGGAAAACUUUGAAAACGGGCGCGAACAAGUGAGCAGCAGCAGCAGCAGCCGAAGUGAAGUAGCAAGCCAAGCGUAUUGUGUACGAAACCAAAGUGCAAAUGAAGAAGUGAAAAUAAAUUGUGAAUCAAUUGGAAUCAGCUGAGACAAGGACUAAGGAUCUAAGGGAAUAAAGGAUACUGGACUUCGUUUGGAAAUACGCCAGAAGCUGAAUCGAGAAGGAUAAACUUUUGGCCCGCUAUGCCCAGGAAUCGUGCGGGUCCGGUUCCGAGCAGUGUGGAGCGCGGCUGCAGAUAGAUAUACGGAUACGAGGGGAGUUACAGAUACAGAUACAGAUACAGAUACAGAUUCAGAGACAGAUACAGAGACAGGUUCAGAUACGUAAACAAGUACAGAUACAUUCGCUGCCGCUCAAGUUGAACAUGUGCCAAGGCUGCGGGCUGCUUGUAGCUGAUUCUGGUAAAACCGCGGCGAGGGCGACGAUGCUGCUGCUUGAUUUUGGCCAAGUUAAAUAAACAAGCGGGCCACAACCCACACUCACUCACACCCAACACAGUUACUCCCACCCACUGAAUAGCAAACACAGCCAAGUCCUUGGAAGGCAGCAAGCAUCAUGGCGGCGCCCAUCGACGAGAGUGUCCUGAAUGCACUAAGGGGCGUCACCUCCACGAACACCCGCCUGCCCAAGCCACUGCUCAUCAAGAUCUACGUGGCCAGCCUGAAGCAGGAGUUCAACCAGGAGCGUCGCAUGCUCCUCGAGCUGGUGGGUCCCGAGCUGCAGACCCUCUACGAUGACAGGCAGAUUGAGCUCGAGUUCGUGGACAUGCACUUUGGCACUGGCGACCUGAGUGUCAAUCAGUUGGAGCGGGAUCCCUAUAUGAUCCAUGACUAUCUGCAUGAGAUCGACAUCUGCCAUGCCCACACGAAGAGUGUCUUCUUCAUGGUCCUGGUGGGCGAUGGCAUCGGUAAGCUGCUCUUGCCCACACACCUGGACGAGGACAUCUUUGCCGCCGUCCUGGCAGAUCCGGAGACUUCCGCUGACCAGGAGGCGCUGCUGGUUAAAUGGUACGAGAAGGAUGCCACUGAUACCCAGCGCCAGCUCAAGCAGGAUUAUCGAUUGCUGCCCGCGAACGAGUGGCUCCGGGAAUCGCAGCAGAUGCAAAAGUUCCUGGAAAGUACUCUGCAAUCCUUGGUCCAGGGAGCAAGUGCAUCCGAACGAUCAGCGGACUUUGUGGAAAGGGUGCAGCAACUAAGACGCACGCAGAUUGAACGGGAAGUGAAGCAAGCCAUGGCUCUGACAAGCGAGAAGAUCCUGGCUGUGUUCAGGGAGCGAGCUGCCCAGUCCACCAAAAGGGAUGUGGAGGCCAGUGAGCGGCUAAGAAAGAUCAAGGACGAGCUAACCAUGAACCUCUCCACGGAUAAUCACACAACCUUAGUGGUGCCCGGCUGUGCCGCCAGCGAGGCCAUCGAUCCGGACAACGAGGACCACGAGUCCUACUUGAGCAAAUUCAAGAACAAGGUCACCGACAAGCUCCGCCUGCUAAUCGAGGCGCACAUAACCAAUGAUCCCGACGUAAUCAAGGGGAGGAAAAAGACUGUGCAGGAAAUCUUUCAUGAGCACUCGACCCACCUGCGCAUCCUGCGCGAUCACACGGCAAGUGCGGCUCUGGUGGAGUCUCGGGUGCCACAGCAGCUGCGCCAGAACCUGAUGGCCAACUUCCGGAAUGGCAGCCGGCAUGCUCCGUACUUCAUCUGCGGUGCGGAUGGUAGUGGCAAGAGUGCCAUCAUGAGCCACCUGUACGGACAGGUGAGCACUUGGUUUGGCUCCACGAGGGUGCAUCGGGUGAUCCGCUUCGCCAAGGCCACACCCCGCUCCGCCUACAAUCUGGAGUUGCUGAGAGUAGUGUGCCAGCAGAUCUCCAUCAUAUUCAAUAUACCGGAGGGCUAUCUGCCCAAGGAUGCCUCCUUCGAUCCGCUGUACAUCAGCACCUGGUUCCAGAACCUCCUGCGACGCGUGGAGGACAUGGGCAACGAUGUGCUCUUCCUGUUUAUCGACGAUCUGCAUCUGCUGAAUCCGCUGGACUGCGACAUAGUCACCGCCCUGUCCUGGCUGCCCACAUCGCUGCCGUGGAAUGUGCAGAUCAUCUGCAGCUCCACCACGCCCGUGGAACAGCUCAAGUUCACUCCCAUGCAGCGGGAUCGUUUCAAGUCCGCCGAAUAUCAGUUCGACCUGAAUCUGGGUGACUUUGCCACCCGGCUCAAGAUACCGCCGCAGUGCGUGCCGGGAGAUGUGAGCUUCGCCCUGUACGUGGAGCAGCAGUUCGACCAGCUGGAGCGGCACUACGGCAAGCAGGCGGUGGGCGGAUUGGCCGCAUACAUCACCUGCUCGGAGUACGGCCUGACCGAGACGGAGCUGUUGGAGCUGCUCAUGCCCACCGACGAUCCGGAGUCGCUGAUUGAGACCAAGAGCGGACACUUUAGCUUUGCCACCUUCAAGAAGAUUCAUCGCGAAAUGGACACUCUCCUACUGCUGCAUGACAAGAUCAUGUCCGGCAAGGUGCUCAUCCAGUGGCGCCACAAUUACUGUGCCGCGGUGGCCAAGCGUCGCUACAUGGACGCCCAACGGACACGAAGCCUUCACAGCGAACUGGCCAACCUGUUCUUUCCCCAGGACGAGGACGAGAGCACGCUGGAGAACGAGUCGAAUGCCAGCGAGGCCAGGUCAGUGAUCAGUGCCAAGGACAGAGAGCGCGAUAAGGAGAAGGACUCCCUGUCGGCGGUAUCGGCUGUUUCGGCCGGCCGUAAGUCCUCCUCGACACAUCACAACGACGACACCUCCACCUUCUACAAUCCCAUUGCCGCCGAUGUGAGCUACAGCAUGCGUCACGUGGAGGAGAGCUGGCACCACCUGAUGCGAUCCGAUGACACCACACGGUUCAAGCAAAUAGCCGUUUGCAACUUUGACUUUCUGCUGGCGGCGGUGCAAACCGUGUCUAUUAGCUACCUGCGCUGCCUAAUCGAGCACGUGCGCUGCUACAUCCUGGACAGGGACAUCGAACUGAUCUACUAUACGAUCCGCAAGUCCAGUGACGUCCUCACCCGCGACCCCAUGCAGCUGGGCUCCCAGCUGAUCUCCUGGCUGCGACCCAUUGGGGAGCACGACGACGAUGACAACUCGCUGCUCAGCAUGACGGUGCGCUCGGCCACGGCCUGGUGUGAUGGCUAUGCCGUGCCGCUCCUGGUACCGCUCACCGGCUGGCUACCGGCACCGCUGCCCUCACAGAUCCGCACCAUGACUGUGACUGGCACGGGCCUGAUUCGAGCCGUGUGGCUGGCUCCUUCGAAGCAGCAUCUCAUCCUGGCCACCAGCUCCGGCGACGUGCAGCAGUGGCACAUCAUGAGCAAUUCGUUGGAGCACAUCUUCAAGGGACACACUGCGGCAGUCACGUGCCUCCUGGUGGCCCCGCAAUCGGAGUCGGAGCUGCUGCUGACCGGCUCCGAGGAUGCCAGCGUCCUCGUCUGGCACGUUGCACACCGCGAGCGUCGGGGGCACAUUAACGCCCACACAGCUCCCAUUACGGGCGUGGCAGCCGGCGUCAAUAACACGCUCAUCAUAAGCAGCAGCGAGGAUGCAACCAUCGCCAUCACGGACCUGGCCAGUGGCAAGCUGAAACACCGCAUCACACAUCACCGCGGCCCCGUAACCGGCAUCCUGGUGGCCGGAGCAUGUGAUGUCCUGAUCUCGGGUAGCCACGACCGUACCAUUUGCGUGUGGGAUCUGGAGAACUUCAGCCUACUGAACACCAUGCAGAUGACGAGUCCCGUGCUACGGAUUGACAUAUCCUGGAACUCGGUCUUUUUGCUGGCCCUGUGCGAGGACAAUGCUCUUUAUGUCCGCACCCUGGCCACUGGCAAGGAGCUGCACACUCUCAAAGGACACAAGUCAAAGAUCCGCACCAUUUCCAUUGGCAAGGAUAGCCAGCGGUGCGUGGUGGGCUGCGAUGAUACCCGGGCCCUGAUAUACGACAUGCAUGCCGGGAAACUGGUGCGAUCUAUGCCUCCGAAUCCGGGGCCAGUGACCGCCGUUCAUGCGAUGGACAAUGACGACUUCCUGGUCACGGUGGGCGGCAACAAGAUUACCUUCUACUCGUUCCGGAACGAGGAGCUCUACAUAAAUCCUUACUCACGGCAUCCGCGACGCAAGCGAAGCCUCAAGCGCCACGCCCAGGCGCAGCGAUCUCCCUCGACCACCCUGCCGCCCAUCACCUGCUUCGACCUGUCGCGGGACUCCCAACAGAUGGCCAUUGCCUCCGGGCGAAGUGUCCACCUGAUGCGGAUCAACACGCCGGAGUAUCAGUGCAGCCUGGAGGGCCAUGCGGCAGGUGUGUCCUGCUUGAAGUUUGCCCCCAACGGCGAGUUCCUGGCCACCGGCUCCGAGGAUCGGUUGGUUCUCAUCUGGAACCUGUCCCUGGGUGAGAUCAGCAACACAUUCAAGGGUCAUGCUGCUCCGGUGGUCAAAGUGGUGGUGCUAAUGGAUUCCCUGCGGGUCAUCUCGACGGAUCGUGACUCCUUGCUGCUCGUCUGGAUGGCUGACUCGGGUAAUCUGCUGCAGACCAUCCAGGGUCCCUACAAGAGCCUGGCCGUGACCAACAACAUGCGCUUUGCGGCCUCCACCAAUGGGGACAACACCCUCAAGAUCUGGUCACUCACGCAGGAGGACGAGAAGUAUUCGGUCUCGCAUUCCGACGAGAUCACAUGCUUUGAGAUCAGUGCGGACAGUGCUCAUAUCAUCAGUGGAUCACGGGACAUGUCCCUGAAGGUGUGGCAGGCCACGGGUGGCAAGCUCAGCCAGGUGCUGGUGGGACACAGCGAUGCUGUUACCUGCGUGGCCGUAUCCGUGAGCAAUAAGACCCAAGUGCUGUCCGGUUCCAAGGAUACGAAUCUCAUCAUCUGGGACAUACUCACUGGCGAGGAGGUGCACACCUUGGCGGGACAUCUGGGUCCUGUGAUAGGAGUUAAAGUUUCGGCAGAUGGCUCCACUGCGGUGUCCGGCAGCGAUGACAAGACUUUGAUUGUAUGGGAAACCAAGCGCGGCUUGGCCUUAACCUCUCUGCAAAUGCACGUGCCCUUCACCCACUUUGACAUUAGCUUGGAGGUGUCCCGAGUGUUGGUCCAGCUGGUGGACAGCUACAAUCUUCCCGUGAUCUGUCUGCACAACACCCCGGCGCAGUAUGUGAAGCUGCCCACGUAUUCGGGUCCCAGCAAGGAUGUUGAAGACCUUCGACCCCAGGGCCCGAAGCGCCAGAUGAAGCGACUGCUGAAGAAGGAGGUCUCCCUGGACACGUACACCUGGCAGAAGAAGUACGGCCACCUGACCUCGUCCGUUAUGAUGGCCCAGGUGGAUGAGCGUCUGAAGCGACGCUUCAGCGUAUCCGCCAGCAUGGAGGAGAUCUCGAAGAUCGCCGAAACCAAGACGGGAGCCUCACAGGCGAACCUGGGGCCGGAACAGGCGGCUCUGGCCCAGUCCCAGCACUUUGACCAGCUGGAGGCGCUGUGGAACAAGCGGUCGCCGCCGCGAAGGCGUCACAAUGCGGGCCUGUCGAGGCAAACUUCGCUGGUGGAGGACCGCCUGGAGUCCUCGGACGACGACGAGUACCAGGACGAGCGCGCAGAUCAUUUCGCUUCAGGAGGAGGAGGAUACCACAAAGGAUAAGGCCUGAGGCCUGGCAGGCAACAACCCCAGCAAUUAAGCGGAGUACUUAUCAAAAAAUGGCAAGCAAUAAAUGGGGCACACAAUUGUAACGAUUAAGCCCCGUUUCCCAGCCCCCCAUAUUGAGCAUUUGGCCGCUGGGGGAUUCCCCAUUUCCCAUCGUUUCUGUGUGUGUAGAUGAUAACCCCUAAGAAACCCUAGAAACCUAAAAACCCAAAGAAAACAAAAAAUAUAUAGUUAAAUCUGAUAAACCACCGUCUCAGACUCUGUAGGAAUUAUAGCAUUAAGCGAGCCAAUUUAGACAUUUUAUUGUCGUAGAGUGUUUUAUGUACUAAACUCGAGCUAAAAAGCGCAAUAACUUAGAAUCUGUUUAAAUGAGAAAUGCAAAUACAAAACUCUCUGAGGGGCUAAAAGCGUAACUAUGCUUAAAAAACAAACACACAAAAAAUAAACAAAGGACAAAACUUAAUACACUGACACAAGCACAGAGCAAACACUAAUGCAACAUAUUAAGCUAAUGUAUAUAUAUUAAGCUCUCCCAAAAGACCCCAGCCACGUUCGCUGUAGAUUAUUAGUAUUAAAAACCACGACCUCAGUUCGAAUCUCACCUGUUCGGGUCACGGGCUUGCACUUCCCUCGGAUGUAACUUAAAUAACUUUCUGACAAUCAGAGGUUCUUGCCUGGAACGAAAACAAACAAAAUAAAAAAUACAACACAAAUGCAAAAACCAAAACAAAAACUCAACUGAUGACAACAAAUUGAUAUUUCUACACUGGAUAUUUCUAUGCAUGCCACAAGUGAAACUUCGUUAAACUAAGCAAUUAAUGUCUACGUAGCGUGUAGUGUAGUGUCCACCUCUGUAGCUGAGCCACGAGCAUCUCCCGAGGAACUAUGCUUCUGGAAACGGAAAUGGAAACGGAAAUCGGAAAUCGGAUAGCGAUAUGGUUACUUACUGAAUAAACACGGAUAAAUGUACACCCUGUCUAUGUCUAUUAAAACGAAAUUAAACUCAACUUUA